UUCCGAAGUAAUCAAUCGUGUGUCAGGUGUAUGUGUCCUAUAUUUCUAACGUGACACAGAUAAUGUAGAUCUCUCUAGCGAGCUUCGAGAUCGCCAUGAUGCUGGUGCUUGGCAGAAGAUGAAGCCGCCUCGGUUCUCUUUCAUUCUUCUCCAGCUAUGUGUGGUCCACUGGCAUUUUCAGAUUAGGGGUUGUUACAAAUACAAUUUGGAUCGCUGUCGGAACUGUUCCAUCAGGAAGGAUGUUGUGUGCCGCAUGCAGCAGAUGAACAUGGAUUGCUUUCCCGGGCAUGACAAAGACAUUUGGAAGGAUGAGAGGAAAUGGCCAGGAGCCCCCAGGGACUUACGGGGAAGAGUAAACCGUCAGGACAAUGGGAACUUAAUGAGAGCCAGCUUCAAAUGGAAACCACCAUAUGACUCCUCAGUGGAUGAGCUACAUGGCUUUCAGAUUCAGGUCAACGUGCAGCAGGAAUCCUCCAUCUCGCACCCUGUCUGUUUCUUCGCCAACCUCAGUGGUACAAAUUGGACUCAGUUGACAGACAUCUAUAAUAUUGAUUUUAUCUUCAACUGCGUGGAGUCGACAGAACUGGUGAAGGUUACAGUGUAUAUUACAAGUGUUCCCAUGCCAACCAAAGAACAUAAACGAAUCACAAAGGGUGUUGUCAUGAUACCAGGGUUCUCAUGGAAACCAAAAAUUAAAGUAUGGACCACGCUUAGUGAAAAUGUUUAUGAAGUUCAUCUAUGGUUCUCGCCUUUAUAUCCUGGGGCAGAGUAUUAUAAAAUUCAGCUACACAGCAAAUACCUGGAAAACAGCACAGAUCUUCAUGCCCCCUUUGGGAACUUCACGUUUCAGAAUGUGCCUUGCAAGAAAAAUUACACAGUUCAGAUCCGACCGUAUGACAAUCAACGAGCUUUGUUCAACCAUUAUUUUUCAUCACAGACUGUUGAAGUUGGUGAUUGUAUGGCUCCCUCCAUCAGACCAUUAGAACCCGCAACCUCCAAGCUGGUCACUCUCGUCAGUAUUCCAAUACUAUUGGUGAUUGUCGGCACCAUCACCGCGGUUUUCUUCUUCAAGCGAGAUGUAGCUGGCUGUAAACUUAGAAGACAGUAUCGGUCGACUGAAAACUGCGAAUCGGCACCCAAUAAUGCAGAUUGCACGAUUAUUUUGCCGGUGUUCUGUGAUGACAGCCAGCAGCUGAGGGAUGCUAUUCAUAGCUUUAAAACACUUCUACAUUCGAUCAGAGGCAGCAAGGUUCAGUUUGCAGAAGAGAACCUAAUGGAAAAUUUCACGAGUGAUUUUCUGAAAUCAAGCAGUUUCUACCAAGUUGUCAUCAUAUCAAGCAACAGCUUGAUUCAGAUCUACUCAGCCCUGGAAAGAAUCCGAUCUCAUUUCACAAUAAAUUCUCUUGCCUAUUUAAAUGGAAAUCUGUCUCAUGAAAGCCAAGCUUUCCUGCACUGUGCCGCAUCCUUAGACACCAUUCACAAUUUUGUGAAGUCCAAUCAGCAACGAAUCAAAAAACCCUUACUUAUUUCAUUUUUUCCAAACAUUGCGACCAAACUUUUGAAUCCUGACGUUGAAGAACAGUUUGUCCUGUCGGACAUAGUGGAUGUAGAAGGUAUCGUGGAGUGUAUCGUUAGAGACGCAGAAAUUCGUAAACUUGUCAACUUUCUGCAUGAUGAUGACGAAACAUUACUUCAGGAAGAACUCGGAUCCUCGUCACCCGAGUCCAUGGAGCUCCGCGAAAAGCUUAGAGACUUGUACAAAACAGAAAUGAGAAACGACACCCCGAAUAAGAGACUGGAAGAAUCUCUUAAAACUUACACCGCGGUCAACGACACGUCAUUUUGUAACCAUCAAGAAAUGGUGACUAAUUAUCACAUUGCCUCGCAUUUUGACAACAGAUGUCUCAACGUGAAUCCGGUCACGUGGUCCCUGCUGCAGUGUAAUCCAAAAGAAGCCAUGAUUGAUCCCUAUGAUACCCACUUCACCCACCCACCUUACAUGGAGGGCGAGGUCCCGCUGUCAGACUCCAGGGCUCCUUUGGAUAGCGAUUAUGUCUCUAUGGUUCAGUCGGAGCAGGAGAGGAACUUUUUGACGGCGGGAAAUGUGACCGAUUUCAUUCCUCCAGUGGACUCGGAUACGGAAAGCGUAGACAAUCAAUCCCUUUGCCAAAAGAUGCUGGAAUUCAAUCAACGAAAUUUGACGAAAUGGAACACAGUAGCAAAAUAAUUUAUUUUUACACACAGUAGCUCCCAUUGAUGUCAAUGCAAAUCUACAAUAUUGUGUAGAAGUAGAAACGUGGGUAUUAUACUACUCUAUUUACAGAGUCUGUAGAUUACUACGAGUUAGAAUAUUGUUGGGGUAGCAAUUUACAUUACUGAUAAGUUUCUAGAGAAUUUUAUUGAUACAAAGUGUUUUGAUUUGAAGAUAUUUUAUUGUAUAUAUAUAUAUAUAUAGAAGCAAAAGAAAUACGACUGAGAAAUAAGUUCUAAAACACGUGGGACCUUCUCUCAGUGUAACGGUUAGAGAAGAUCUGAUUUUAAUUAGAUUAUUCUCCUCCUAAUGACUGGGUAUUGUGAGAAUACAUUUUUUUAAGAACCCUUUUUCAAUUCAUCAAACAAAGCCUACGCUCCUAGUAGAGCAACAAAAGGAAAUUUCAGUCUUAACGUUUGGUGAAUGUGCAUACAUGUGAAUGCUGGUUUUAGACAGUUAAUGUUGACACGUGACUGCUGGUUUUAGACAGUUAGUGUUGACACUAGAUGUAUACACGUGAAUACUGGUUUUAGACAGUUAAUGUUGACACUAGAUGUAUACACGUGAAUGCUGGUUUUAGACAGUUAGUGUUGACACUAGAUGUAUACACGUGAAUGCUGGUUUUAGACAGUUAAUGUUGACACUAGAUGUAUACACGUGAAUGCUGGUUUUAGACAGUUAAUGUUGACACUAUAGAUGUAUACACGUGAAUGCUGGUUUUAGACAGUUAAUGUUGACACUAGAUGUAUACAAGUGAAUGCUGGUUUUAGACAGUUACUGUUGACACUAGAUGUAUACACGUGAAUGCUGGUUUUAGACAGUUAAUGUUGACACUAUAUGUAUAGUAAAUCAGUAGCAACUGAUGAUCAGCAUUGUAUUCAGAGAUUGAAGUCAAAAAAUAAUAUUUCCUGUUGACGAAUUUUUAUCGUUUUAACUAUUUUUUUUAUACUUAAAUUUGUGGAUAAAAUAUCUUUCUUUUUUUUUUAAAUUCUCCGAUAUUCUUCUACUUAAAGGGCAUUAUUCUUUCUUUUUUUUUGUAUGAAACUUGUCGGUAUGAUUUAGAUGACACUGGUUUUCCAGUGUUAUAUAUAUAUAUAUAUAUAUAUAUAUAUACUGCUAAUUAUGUUUUGACCCAAUCUAACGAUUUAUAUUUGAAAUAUCAGCUUUACAUUAUUUAGCAGUCAAUAUGUGAUUGCCUACCGAGUUGAUCUUCUAAAUCAGAAAUUUAAGGCCAUGUGAGUUUUUAAAAUAGAUUUUAUGCAUUUAUGUUCAUUGUACUUAUAAAAUACAUAUAUACUACGCAUGCUUUGGUAAGGAUGGGCAUUAUUCAGAGACUAGUUCAUUAAAUAUUUUGUUGAUUUUGCGGGCAUUAAUCAGAAUGUUUUGUUUUGUUAAAAAAAGAUUUUAAUGAUGAUAUUGAUAUUCUUUCUCUGUCUCUCUCUUCCUCUCUCUCUCUCUCUCUCUCUCUGUCUCUCUCUCUCUCUCUGCUUUAAGCUUUCUAAGUCUGUUGAUUAUAAGGGGAUCUGUUACAGUCAAUGAGAAAGUUGAAGACCAUUAUAUUGUAUCACUAUCAUGACGGUAGAUAUAUAUAUAGUCAAUAUACACCCUGUGUCUGUGUGAUGUCUCAUACUACAUACCGGAGAGAUAUGUCAUUUCUGUAUGAAUUAAUGUUUUAAUCUGCUCAAACAGAUUACAUAUUCUGUAUAGAUUUUUUUAAUUGUAUUUUUGAGAUAAUGGAGGUCACAGGUGUUAUGCUUCACGGCUAUAUACUAGGGGUGUGUAUUGCUCAAGAUUUUCCGAUACGAUACGAUACAAUAUUUUCUGAUGCGAUAUCCGAUAUAUUGGAUAUACAAGGUAGUUAAGCAUUUCCUGAAGUAAAAUAUCAAAAUUUAAAAAAAAAUGGUUUAAUAUCUAUUAUUUCACAACAAAACAAACAAUGACAAAUAAAGUCUGAGGAAACUCCAAUGUCAUAAUGUAAAAGCGAGGAUUAAAGUCUGAGAAAUCUCCGAUGUGUCACAAUGUAAAAACAGGGAUUAAAGUCUGAGAAAACUCCAAUGUCACAAUGAAAAAAGCGGGGAUUAAAGUCUUGAGGAAUCGUGUUCCUGUUAGAAGCCAUUUUCAAAUUAUGAACUUCAAUCCCGACUAUUAAAAGGGCUAUUUUAAACCCCGACAUUAUAUCGUAUCGUAUCGUAUCGUCGAAACACUGUAUCGUAUAUCGCUGGACAGGCAUAUACCGGUACAUUUCGAUAUAUUGAUUCACCCCUACUAUAUACCGACAUCAUACUGAGUGUUGGUAAUGAUGUAUACACGAGUUGUGAUUCUCAAUGAGAAUUUGAAAUCCUUCAUAAGAGAUUUUAUUUGACCAAAUGCACAAAUAUUCAGACAACCAUCGUGUCCUGCCUGUGAAUACAGAUGUCCAAUAUUUAUAUUGAUAGGAGUUUGAAAUCCAUUUUUCUUUAUUAGUAGUGAAAAAUAUAUAUUCACAUACUCAUAUAUAACAAUUCGUUUGAAAGAAAUCCAGAAAACAGUGUAUAACACAUGUAUAUUACAUGAAGGAUUACAUUUCCAGUGAUUCUGCUGGGGUAUAUUAAUGAUAGUGAUAACCAGUUCCUCAUGAAUGCGAUGCACGUGUAAACAAUGCGCGUGUGAUUCUUCAUUAAUUAUAUCAUAUUCUAACGACGGGGAAUUCCGACGGAAAUGAAAAUAGAGUGUAAUGUAAGAAAUCAAUUUGAAAAUACACGAGCGUGAAGAGGGUACAGAGUUACACGCCGCCCUACUUUUCAUAAAGCGCUUACAUUCUUCAUGACGUAUGACGGCGUGGAGCGUCACAGUCCAUGUCCUCAUGUAUCAUCAAAAGGGAAAAUUAUUUCCGAAAUGGUGGAAAAUAUUAGAAAGUAUAUCUAGCGAAUACAAUUUAAAAUUUAAAAAAAAAACGUGGUACACUUCCUGUACUGAAUGUCUUACUUGUAGCCGUGUAGUGUGAUUAACAAGGAAAUAUAAACUAUACCAUCAAUGAAAUCUUUAAAAUGUGUGUAAUGACAUUAUGAUGUUUGAAACUAAAGGAUUAGCCUUAACAGCAAAAUCAGUUUAAUCUAGAGUUAAGGAAGGAUAUAAGUGGGGCUCCUUUAAACGCGCAAUCUACAGAUUUCCAACCUAUCGCAAAAAGUUUUAAACGCAUGGAUUCUGAAAGGGCCAAUAAUAUUUUUCUAAUUUAAUUUUGCUACCAUUUUAUAAACCACCGUUUGAAGAAGUAUGACAAAAUAAUGUUUACAUUAUGUAAACCGAUUGCAAAAACACUGGAAAGUUUAGAAUUACUAUACAUGUGAUACAAUAAUAUAGAGAUGGUAUUAGUAUAGAUAAACUAUUAAAACGAUAUUCUUCAGUAUAAUCGUAAAGAAUAGAUAUUAGGAAAUCGAGGCCAAAAGUUUUAGAAAUACGAGCUAGGAAUCUAAUAAAUUUGGAUGCUCUCAUGUUCACAGCAAGUAGUGCAGUACCUUAACGAGUUGUUGUAUAUAAGUACAGGGUUUCUGGUGCCUUCACGUUGUGCAGUGUUCAACUCAUGGACAAGUCGAAAGAGUUCAUGUAUCGUUGUUUCUUGCUCAAAAAUCUUUUACUAGAGUAACAUUGUUAUAACAUAGGAAAAUUAUAGGAGACAGACAGGAAUACUUGAAAUUGUUCUGGCGAAUUCGUUUUGAUGAUUUAUCUGUGUGUUGCAGUGUAUCUUUUGGGGGGAUGGAGGUUCAGUUCAUUUAUAUUUCUUUUUCUAAUCUUUUUCGGGGUGUACUAAAUAUUUUUUUCAAGAUGUCAUUAUUUUAAAGUGUGACUAUAAUUGCACACUUUUUUUCUUGUCAUCAGAUUAUUUUGUGGAACAGGAUAAUUUUGGGAUGGAUAUUUAUUAUUAUUAUACACGACUUUUAGUUAUUUUAAGUUGUUAGCAUUUUAUAGAGAUAUUUUUAGCGUAUACCUAUGUUUGAAGGACAGGUGCAAUUGUAUAUUAAACAACCUCUUGAAAGAAGCAUUGCUAGCACAGGGAACAGGAUAAUUUUGGGAUGGAUAGACCUGCUAGGAAGUUCAGGAAAGCAUAGAUAUACAAAUAUGCUCAAAUGUAUUGAGCAAUAUGGUGUCUCAAUAAACAAGGAAUGUAGGUAAUGAGGUUUUCGUAUCCGUUAUUUUCAAAUAAGAAAACUUCAAAACUAUAUUUAAAAUUCAAUAAUGUCUGAAAGUCAGAGACGCUGCAGAUUUAUUGCCAUGCUUAGUCUGUUUUAGACUAUAUUUUGAUUUGGUUUUAACCAUUUUUAUAAAAAAAAAAUAAGAUUCAUAGAUGAUAGACUUGUAUUUGUAUUUUCCCUCAGAGUAUGUCAAGGUUCCCCUUUAACGACACUGUUGUUCUGUGUUGUUCAUCUCGUGUUCAUUCCAGAAACUGUCAGGCAUCAUUCUGUUGUUGCUUCAGUGUAAGAAUGAGUGUAACAAUUUUGUAAUUUUGAUUUUAUUGUAAAAAAAAAAAAAAUGGAGAGACGAUGAACGAAGUAUUAAAGGACAGGUGGACUCACGGGUGACACAUUUCACGUAAACGGCUUAUGUUACAAGACCUCAUUUCCCUUUGUUGUAUGUGUUAAAGAGGAAAGAUGGUGGUUCCUUUCUUUGUUGGUUUUAGCUCUCCUUUUUAAACCAUAAUCGGUGCUUAUUUUGAGAAAUCAAAACCUGUCCCAUUACUGUCUUGGUUCACGGUUGACGUUUUCAUCCACUUGGCCAAACUUUCUACUUGGCACUAGUUUUACUUGGAGGGAUCAUUGAGCCUUGUCCUCUUUCAUGGGGAGCUAGGUGGGAAAUAGGACGGGAUUUUAACAAUUUUCUCGUGAAAUACAGAGCCAGAAAAGUCGAAACGUGUUCUCCUCGCGUUAACGUUAUAGUCUGAAAUACUUCAUGUUUGAUUCAUAUUAUUAGAGUUGUUGGGGAAAAAACCCCACAUCAAUUGACAUCUCCUUUCUUAAGCAAGGAAAAUGUGAGAUGAUGUACUAUGUACUUAUCUGUUUACUUACCAGUACUUAUUUGUCGGGAUUGACCUUACAUUUAGAACAAUAAAGGAGAAUUUGAUGAUUGACGAUUAGUGUUCUCACGUAUAUUUAUUUUUAAGACAUACUGUCGAAUUUCAUUAAUGUAUACGUUAAUAUUUUACACACUUUGUAAUUCUCCGGCGUCUAUUUUAUUUCGGGGAAGGUAUGUCUAUGUUCAAAUGGCAAAGUAAAAAGCUUAGCCACCUUUUUAAAAAUAAAAUAAUGUUUUGUUAUUGAACGUUAUAUUUUGGGGGGAGGGGAUUUCAUCCCUUUCUUUUUCUUUUACGAGAUGGAUUAAGAAUUUUGAUUAUUUGACGAAAGUUUUAGAUUGUGGUGCCAUGAUAUGAGAGCCCAGGUGCGUUUCACAAGUAUGUGUGGCUCUGGUAAAUAGCAUUUCUGACUAUUGUGAUAAAUUAUCAGGUGAUUUAUCGUGGCUAACUAUGUUGUUAUGACGUUGUAAUAAAUAAAAUAUAUUGUGAUGAUAUAUUGUAUAAAUAUAUUUGUGAUAUAACAAA
Molecule: messenger RNA, 7820 nt
Organism: Ostrea edulis (European flat oyster)
Lineage: Eukaryota; Metazoa; Mollusca; Bivalvia; Ostreida; Ostreidae
Exons: 12
Coding region: 119-2227 (702 amino acids)
Source: RefSeq, a predicted model, not a curated record